Molecule: messenger RNA, 8579 nt
Organism: Rhipicephalus sanguineus (brown dog tick)
Lineage: Eukaryota; Metazoa; Arthropoda; Arachnida; Ixodida; Ixodidae
Gene: Nhe3
Product: sodium/hydrogen exchanger 7
Exons: 17
Coding region: 248-2350 (700 amino acids)
Biological process (GO): proton transmembrane transport; regulation of pH; sodium ion transport
Cellular component (GO): recycling endosome; membrane
Molecular function (GO): sodium:proton antiporter activity
Source: RefSeq, a predicted model, not a curated record
AUGAUUGCGAUUCGGCCAUGGGCGGUUGCGUGGGGAAGUAUUCCAUUCGUCAUUGAUCUGUUUGUACCGCGUCGGUGCGGCGACAAGAAUGCGGUCGGUGCUUUGCCACUGGGAAACGAAGAACGUCGCGGAACAUCGGAGUGUGCAAGUGCGCGGCUGAAAAUCAACGGAGCCGCUGUAGGUUCUGUGGCCACGUCAAAAUUUCUGUCAACGGGCAAAGUACGACGCCGCAAAGUAAAACACAAACAUGGCCGUCAGAGAAGAGAAAAUAUGCACGCUGGCCGCCGCAUUUCUGGCGUUUUUGGUUGCCGUUUGUCGAGCCAGCGCUCCGAUGGACAUCAAAAUGGACGAGAAGGCCCACAGCAUUCACAGGGUGGAUACGGUAAACAUCCUGGUCUACACUUUCCUGCUCAUCCUCACCGUGUGCAUCAUUUGGUUUUUCAAGCGACGCCGUGCCCGGUUUCUCCACGAAACUGGACUAGCGAUCAUAUUCGGACUCAUAGUCGGAGCAAUAGUGCGGUAUGCAAGUGAGGAGACUGAAAUGUCACAUGUGCGCGUGGUGCCCAUUCAGGGCAGCAACUACAGCGAUGCCGUCCCACCAGACAAUGUGUUUGUGAUGUUGGAGGUUGCCAAGAGCGAAAUUGGGCACAAAGAGAACAAGACCUAUGCAUACACCUUCCAAGGCGAGGUCACCGAUGUGGAAAGCAAGAAACUGAACCAGAAGGCAACCUUUGAUCCAGAGAUAUUUUUCAACAUUAUCCUUCCACCCAUUAUAUUUAAUGCUGGGUACAGCUUGAAGAGGAAAUUCUUCUUCAGGAACUUAGGCACAAUAAUGACCUAUGCCUUUGUUGGAACAACAAUAUCCUGCUUUGUUGUUGGGGUGAUCAUGUAUGCAUUCCUAAUGUUCAUGCCACACUUGGAGUUCACCUUCAACAACUGUCUCUAUUUUGGCGCCAUCAUCUCAGCUACCGACCCUGUGACAGUAUUGGCCAUUUUCCAUGACCUUCAUGUUGACGUGAACCUUUAUGCUCUUGUUUUUGGCGAGAGCAUUCUAAAUGAUGCUGUGGCCAUUGGCUUAGUUUCGGCAAUUUCUAGCUAUGAAGAGAACAAUAACGAAGGAAAGGAGUUUGAAGUAGCCGCAGCAUUUAAAGCAUUUGGAAAUUUCGUCUACAUUUUCCUUUGCUCAUUCAUGAUUGGCUCCGUGACUGGAUGCGUCACAGCACUCAUAUCCAAGUUCACAAAGCUGUGCGACUUCCCACUGUUGGAGAGCUGCCUCUUCGUGCUCAUGUCCUACACAUCUUUCCUCAUUGCUGAAGCACUUGACCUCACAGGUAUUGUGGCUGUGCUGUUCUGUGGAAUCUGCCAGGCCCACUAUACCUACAACAACCUAUCAAUAGAAUCUCGGUUGCGGACAAAACAGCUCUUUGAAUUACUAAAUUUCCUAGCAGAAAAUUUUAUCUUCAGCUACAUUGGUGUCUCCAUGUUCACGUACAAGAAACACAGAUGGGAUGCUGGCUUCAUUAUGGUUGCCUUCCUAGCAAUAGCAGCUGGGAGAGCGCUUUACAUCUACCCACUGACGUUCCUGCUGAACCUGGGGAGAACGCACAAGAUCCCUGGCUCUUUUCAGCACGUGCUAUUCUUUUCAGGUCUGCGUGGUGCAAUGGCUUUUGCACUGGCUAUUCGAAACACCCUCUCUGAACAGAGGCACUUGAUGCUCACAGCCACCUCGCUCAUAGCCAUUGUGACGGUGAUAGUGUGCGGUGGUUUCACUACACAGCUCCUGGCAUGGCUGAGCAUACCGGUGGGAAUUGAAGAGGAGCAUGAAAUGCUUCAGUUCACUGGUAUCAGGCCCGGUUAUCAGGCAACUCAAAAUGGGGUGGCUGGCCAGGUGCAAACACCACCAGAACUGCAGAGCCCACCACCACAGCCAGAGACAAGGACACCCUACGAGAAGGCGUGGCUUGUACGCAAGUGGUACAACUUUGACGUGAAAUUCAUGAAGCCCCUGCUGACGCACAGCCGCCCGACGCUUCUGGACACGCUGCCCCAGUGCUGCCUGCCCUUGGCCCACGUGCUCACCUCCACGGAGCAGCUGAUGCAGGAGGAUGCUCGACCCCGAGACGACGACUCAGACACAGACCUGUGCCUGGACGAGAGCGACUUUCACUUGCCCGAACGCAACAGCGCCUCCUUUCGGGGAUCCCUGUCCCGGGUAAACUCAGCUCUUGCUCCCCAAGUGUUUGUCAUUGAGAAACCACCCUCACAGCAGCCUGUCCCAGCUGAAGCUCGCAGGGCCGACCUCCCCAAAGCUCCCCAGUUUUUCUCGUCUCUGUCGCUCGGGUCUCUGUAAUAGAAAAGUGUCGUGCUGUGAUGCCUCUUGCUGAUGCCCUGCCCCCUCCACAAAGCACACCCUGUGUUGUAGCAGUCAACGCCGUCGCAAGUCUCGGUGCAUCUGCUGGCACAGAAGUUCCCGCUGCGAAGUUUUGGCAGCUUUUAGAAGAGACUGUGCGCUUAGUCUCGUGUUCGCUUGCCUUUCUUGACAGCGACUGUGCCUUCAGCCAGUGCUGUUGCUAAUUGAUCAAUGUGUUCGUGUUGGCCCCCCUUUACAUGGUGGCUUGUACUCCUGUUGUUUUAAGCUCUCCCAGUUCUGGUGAUUUCUCUUUACGCCUUCCCCCUCAUACAUGCUGGCAUGUUUCUUGAUUCAAAGUUGAAGGUUAUAACUUCUUGUUUUUAAAACAAGCUCUUUUUUUGGUUCGGAAAUCUUUUUUUUUUUUAUCUCUACACAACGAAAGGAAAUCUUUUUCACCUGGUAAUUUAAUAUCUUCACAACAGUAUUAAAGUGCAACUGGAUUUCCAUUGCUUUCAUCUAAAUAAUAAAUGAUAGUUCCAUAUACAGGAGUGAACUUUGAAACACUGUGAUUUAGAAAGCGUAGUUCCUACUCUGAUGGUUCAAUUAUUUGGCUGAUAGUUUCUUCCUGUCCUUUAUAAAACUGUGAUAAUUAUACCUUACCUCAUUAUUUCUUACAUAGGAAAGCAGACCUUAUUGCAAGAAGCAAGGCUGCAUUCUUCUAUGAAGUAACGAGCUGUGGACUUAGGUUAAGAUGAGCAUUCGUUUUAUAAGAAGGCCCGAAAGUGGAGUUAGUUCAACCAUUAUUCCUUGUUAGGAGUGUCCAAACAUGUGUAAAAGCUGUUUGAGGUAGUUUAGUAAUAAAUUAGUGAUAUUAUCUCUGUAAUUCAUUAAAGCAGGCAGUUCUGCGUACGCUGUUUGAAGUGGUGUGCUACCUCUCGCAUCCUUCGUAGUGUUUCUAAGUACAACUAGCACGAUAUGAGAAAAGUACUGGUAGGCAGCCUUGCAUCAGUGUGCGUCAUUUUGUGCUGCAUGCGUAUGGUGUAUGGGGCGUCAACUGUGCAUUCUUGUAUGACGUCUACAAAACACCUGGAGAGCAUUUAAUGUUCGAUAGAUAUAAGUAUGUGCAACUAACUUUGUAGGUACGUUUCAGUGACUGUGGAAGAAUAAAAGGUGUAUAUCAUAGGCACAGGAUAACUGCACCUCUGUUCGUGCUGGUUUCCUCGACCUGUGGGAGCAAUGCAGUUAUAAGGUCAUAAUUUUUCUGAUCCCUGCUAGCGGCAUGAGGUGCUGUGUUCGCCAGGGGCGUAGCCAGAAAUUUUUUUGGGGGGGGAGGGGGGGGGGGUUCAGCCAUACUUUAUGUACGUUUGUGCAUGCGUUUGUAUGUGUGCGUGUUAUAUACGCAAGCAAAAUUGAAAAUUUUCGGGGGGGGGGGGGGUUGAACCCCUCAACCUCCCCUUGGCUACGCCCUUGGUGUUCACAUACUUCCUUUAAUAUUUCCCACAAAUGUCCUUAUGUCUGGAGUAACCUCUAAGGUACUACUAGCUCUUGCUGUCUCUGUAAUUACUGUUUAAAGAUGCAGCUAGAAAUCACCUAAGCGAACCCUCUGUCAAAUUUAAUUUGCAGUGUUGCCAUCGGGAUCGUAUGUCUUGGUUAGGGCUUUCAGGAUAUUUUCCCAGUGUGUGCACGCUUUAAGCUGGGCGUGGGCUUUGUGUCGAUAGAAAAAAGCUGCACUCAUUUUGAUUAUUUGUCAUUGCGCAGGCAGUGAUAAUUAGUACUGGGAAAUUAGUAUCAAGAAACAGAGCAGUUACUUUUUAUUCGGCCAGAGCAUUUUGACCCAGUAUGAUUUAAUGACACCAGUAACUACAGCUUAUUAACUCUCAACAUACACUCUCUGCACUGCCUUGCUUAUCAGUGUUUCAGAAUGUUUCUCUGUAAUAGCAGCAUAAACAAUGCCCUAUUUCAUUGAGAAGAUCGGUACAAAGGGCAGUUUAUAAGCUGCUCGGAAAACUGCUCCUUGGUGCUUUGCCCUAUGUUCGACCGUCAAGUUGUGUCUGAAGGCUUCGGGAAAUCAUUGCCUGUACCGACCAGAGAUUAUUGUCACUCCUGUGUGGAACUUUUUCCCAUUUUUAUACACGCGCAUAAAGAUUCCUUUGUAGAGUUCCACACUCUUGGAAAAUGAUGUCCCUUACACUGUUGCACCCCUGGCAAAAGAGGUGAAAACUACAAACAAGAGGAAGCAGUUCCUUGGCAUCAUUGAUAUGCUCGUCUAUUCUUCUUCAAAGCACUAAGCCUUGAAUUUUAUUUUGGAAGCCAUAAAAUGUCACCGGUUGUUGAGCACGAGACGUCCGUCUUUCGAUAUGCCCAACUUUAUUUGAAAACAUUGUGGCGCAGUUGUUGAUUGAAUGCAAACGGUAUCAAACUGUGUAGCUUGAAGUAGGUGCACUGAGAUUGUAUGCGUGCAGCCCGAAGCUUGCUUCUCAAAUGUUUGGUGCAAGCCGUAGCUGGCUUGAUCUUUUCAGUACUUGAGAACACUGAUUUUUGCGUUAUUGCGUUUACGUCUCUAAAUGAACCUUUAUUGGUGCCUUGUAGCGUUCAUUUUUUUAUCUUCGUUAUUUCUUAUAUCGCAGUGAGAAAGCCCAUAUAUCUAUAUAUAUAUUUUUAAUAUCAACGGUGAGCAUAAGUGGGCAUGAAACGUUGCAAGCUGCAUGAAGGUAUGCAGCUUGCGCAGCUGGUUGAAUGUGGUUGCAGCCUCAUCAGUGGCCUCUAUUAGCACACUAGAACCCCUAGUAGUGUAUGUUGGGCACUUUCUUCAAGCACACAUGAAGAGCUAAAACAUUUAACUAUGGUGUGUUCCAUUUUUGGAACACUGUCACUUGAGUGCUGUGCGUCAAAUCUUUCAGUUUUUGUGAGGUUGGUCACAGCACAUCAAAUGUCUGUGAACAAUCAUUGGGAAAUACAACAGAGCGUGUGCUACAUGCAUUGGUUUAGCUAGCUUGCUGAGCAGUAUAGCGCAGUGGUAAUUUUCCUGCACUUGUAACUCAGUGUUUUCAUUUGUUUAUCAUGGCGUGACGGGCAAAGGUCGUGGCGCGGCUGUGGUACUGUUUGGCUAAGUGGGCUGUAGACUGGUACAAGUUGAAUAGGAAAGUGUAGCCAAACUUAAAAAAAUGAGCAAAACAGGAAGGCUAGCAUUUAGAGAACUUGCACAGUAGUGCAGGUGUGAAUUUUGGUUCUAAUGACCAUUUGAAGCAGUUUAUUUUGUUAGUUUUUUAAAUUAUUUUUGUUUCAUAUCGAGGACAGUGUAACUAGAAAUAUAGAUGAACUGAAAUAUACAUAAACAUCCUGUGUACACCUCACUUUGUGUUUUUUGGUUUCCUGUUUCUCGUUACGGUUCUUAAUUCAAGAUGUUCAACCAAAGAGCCAAGAUUAUAAUGGUAUCAAGUAAUACAAUCUGCAUCUUGCUCUCUUUAAGGAAUAAUUAAUAUUAUGCAUAUUUUAAGGAAAUGUCUUGCUGAAAAACAGAGACGUGACCAACACUAACAGUUCAUAGGCCUUCAUUACACCAUCUGUAAUAUCAAAACGAAACCUAAUAUGAAAUUAUAGUUUAACUAACUUCUGAGUAGAUGGAGGAACCAUUGCAUGGGUGUUUUCAUGGCCAUGAACUGUCUCAGUGAUGGCCAGGGGUGUGCAUCAGCAACCAGAUGGCUAUACUAGGGGGCAGCACAUAAGAAUUGUUUUAUUUUUACAUGUAAUGUUGCUACAUAAUGGAAUAUAGAGAAUAAUGUCAUUGUCUCGUAGUCCUGAGACUAAACUUGGACCUCAGAAAGAACUUAGAGGGUCCAAAUUGCCCAUAAAGCUCUUCUAAUAAUGUUAUUUCUGAAUCGCCACCCCAGUAUCUUGUCAUUUGCUCUGGCUUCCAUGAACUAUAGUCACUUUGUUAGGGUAAAGUUUUUUCCCGAGUAAACCUAAAAGCACUGAUAGAUAGGUCAGCAUCUGUGCUUGAUAUUAGUGUGGAUAUAUCUCUUUGCUGUUGUACUUCAAGUAGCAUUGACAGAUUUCUUCAACGCUGCUCUUGCCUGCAUCUCAACACCUCCUGAAAGAAAAUAUAUAUAUCUUGAGAAAGAAAAAAUCUUGAGAGCUACAGGCUGUCAAGAUGCAAGCUAUUCUCUUAUCUAGCAUGGAAGCCACGAAGGUUGGGUCUGUUGCAGUGCUUCUGCAGACUUUGCCUGGUAGGGAAAAAAAUAUGAGUAUGAGAUCCAGACUGUGGUUGCUCAUAAGUGGUUAACUGCGUUAGAGCCUUGAAGUAUUGUCUCAUUUUAUGAAUACUUCUGACCACUAGUUAUCCUUCACUGACCUUACAUCUUAACUAUAUUUGAAAUAAUAGUUGUAUGCAAGGGAUGACUUGGGUGUUUGUUAAUUAUUGCAAAUCAGAAUGAACUUGAAUGACUUGACCUUAUAUUCUCGUUUGACAGCAAUGGAAUGCUUGCACUUCAUGCACACACCAGAGCAAACUUUUUUUUUUGUUCAGGGACAUUUAUUGCUACAAAGACGAGAUUAUGAAUGGAUAUCUAUAUCCAGGUUCUCAGUGUUCACUUUCAUUUCUUUGUUCAUGAUAUGUGCCCAAAAAGCUUGAAGCCUGGACAUGAACACUGCACCUCAAUGUGUGCACUUGCCUUUAUUUAUUCAUUUGAGGUGCAUUUUCUUGAGUACCUUUUAUUCUAGUCUUCUCUUUUUUUUUUUCCUUUCCUCGGAUGUGAUCGUAUGAUGCCAUGACGAACGUUCUUGAUUGUCAGUGUAAAGCCCACAUUAAGUGUACAUUCACUAAGUCUUUGAAUGCUCACAUAUAUAACUUUUGUUGUUGUUUUCAGUAGAAGUUCCAGCAUUUCAAUUGAGCAUUGUGACAUUUUUAUUUGAUUUUACUAGGUUAGUACCAAAACUUUACAAAAUGCCAACAAAGUAACAAUAAUACACUUUCGAGAUAUUUCUCAUUGUGAAGAGGGAAAUGACUUUUUUUCUAUAUAUUCUCCUUUUGGUUCAUUAAAACUGUUGUGAUGCUGAGAACUGAUAAACCUGCAAUUUUUGUAUUCUGUUGAGUGCACCGCAUGCAUGGUAAGAGGAUUUAGAUUGCAUGCUGGGAUCACAUGGUUUGGAGUACCUUGUUCUGCUCUUUAAUGUACCAAUGCUUACUUGCACUUUUGAUUAUUAGAUGUAAGUGUUUUUUAUUAUUGCAUUUGAGUAUGUUGGUGUACUUUCACUCUGCAGAUGUAUUUUUGUAAUGUUUACUGCUGUAGGAAGUUUUACUCUGUCUAUGCAUUGACAUAGCAUGUACAGUUGAGCUUACCUAUAAUGGGUCCUACAUGCAACAACCACUCUGUCACUGGGAAUGAAGGCAAUGAAAUAGUCUGAAUUUUUAUCAGUGACAUCGAUUUCAUAUCCUGGGGCAUAUACUAGUGGACAUGUUUGAACUGAUAUGCAGACAUGUCCAGCAGAACAGGUGGCAUGAUUUAGAUGUAGGGUAGUAUCCUGUAUAAUCCUCCUAAAAUUGUGAUAUGUUUAUCCAAGCACCCAAAUUAUCUCUGAUUCUUAUUAUUAGGUUGUUGAUUCGAGUUCUUCACCGGUACACUGUGCUGGUCUUUACUGUAUUUUAUUGCAUUGCUUAGAUAAGCAUUUGUCUCUGCAAGGGAGUCCAGACAUUUCCUUGCCUACACUGAAGCACACUUAAUUACUCACUUUUAAAAGCCACGCUUUGUCACGUUUUUAGCAGCCAAUCUUGUGCUGUGAUUGGAUUCACCAUGAGUAGGCUCAACUGUACAUAAACUUCGUUAUUGUAAUCCACAGGCAUGUGCAUCUCGCUGUCACAGUGAUGUUUACUCUAUGCCGUGGCUUUAUUGUCGUGCUCUCAUGCCAAAAAAUAUAUCUGUGUAAAUGCUCACUCGGUCUCUGUAGCCUUACCGCGGCUAGCCUGCAAGACGCAGUGUAUGUUCAUUACAAGACAUUCAUUAAUUUCACAAGUUCACCUAUAUUAUAGGUCAUUUGGCAAAGUAGAUGCUCUUUGUACUUUUCAGUGUUCAGUGCAUGAGUAAUUUGUGGCUAAUUUUUUCUUUGUAUGCCUUUUCUAGGGUGACCUACAACCGUGUUUAUUUCCCGAAAAAUAAGAACAUUUGCACAACCCUAGGCAACAAUGUGCCCUUGCAUAUGGUGUGUGUGUAUUAAUAAAUUUUCUUUCAGGUGA